This is a messenger RNA of Nymphaea colorata (pocket water lily), 4015 nucleotides long. Its product is annotated as nuclear intron maturase 4, mitochondrial. Lineage: Eukaryota; Viridiplantae; Streptophyta; Magnoliopsida; Nymphaeales; Nymphaeaceae. The transcript is spliced from 3 exons. Gene Ontology annotation, biological process: mRNA processing. The record is from RefSeq and is a predicted model, not a curated record. Bases 1237 to 3780 code for a protein of 847 amino acids.
GGGAGAAACGGAAGCAGUCGAACUAAAACGCGCGCACGCGAACUCCCGCGAAAUCCUUUGUUCUUCUUCUCCGCCACGGCCCCAUUUCUCUUCAUCGUCUUCCCCGUGAUUGUUGCAAGAAUCGACUACGAGAAUCAUCCACUGUGGUCGUCGAGAUCUGAAUGUGCCGAUAGACGCUCCUUGACCUCAAGGCUUCGAAGCUCAUUCCCGUUCUUUUCCUCGUUUGAUCUUUCAUCACCUGCAGUCGCGAGAACUGGGCCGUGAUUGUGAGCUGACCUUUCGAGGAUAUAAUUAGAAGGCUCAGUUGAAAUUCGUUCUAGCCUUUAGGUACCAUUCGUCAAUCCAUAUCCCCAAGCUCUCCCUGUUGAAUCCGUGGGAGUUUUCACCUUUCCAUCUGAAGCUCGAAACUCGAUUAAACCACCCAUUUGAAUCGAGUUGACGAAAUACUUCGAUUUCCUCGCGAUGUUUUUUUUUUAACUUUUUUUUUUAUCUAAUUUCAACGCAUUUAGUCCUCAAACUGUCAAAACCUCAAAGUGGGUCCUCUUCCUUCCAUCAUUACCCGAUAGCCUUCGUCCACUAACAUUUAUUUCUUCUGCAUUUGUCAUUCCUCUUGAUAUUUUUACUUGGUACUUGGUGAGCCUUAUUUUACACUUCUUUUGGCGUACCUUUCUUCUUAAUCGUGGGAAACGUUUAAUCGAUUCCUAAUUUUGCCUUUGAAUGUACUGACUGGCCUAGUAAGAUGGGGUUUUUAUUCAUAUUUGUUGGUUCACUAAUUCACUGACUUUAGCCUGCUUCGUCGUGGCGUAGUAUGUUCGCGGUGGUGCUUCCAGAACUGAGUUUGCACUCUUUGUGAUGCGCACGCCAUUCCUUGGGAGCUUUUCUGGCUGUUUUGCAUCAUUAUGGGAUAGUUCCUUCAGAUUGGCACGUCUAAGCGGAUAUGGGCAGAUCCUGUAAACUUUUCAUGUGAAAGCUAUGCAUGCUUAUCUAUUCACGUGGAUGUGAUUACAAGGGAAAUCCUGAAAAACAUAAAAUUUUGAAUGAUACUAUGAAAAAGUGUAGUUGGAAACAAAUUACGUCUCCAGCAGAUGACUAUUUCCUUAGCUGCUAUAGUCUUGACAGAUGGGCAACAGAUUGUUAGCCUCCAUUCUGGGGUUACUGAAAUAAAAUUAUGGUUGCAGUCAGCAGAGUAACAGGAGCACACUGAUAACCUGCUUAAUCUCUUAAAAGACACACUUUAUGAUAUCAUGUGUAAGAUCUUGCAAAUGUAUCCAGAUCAGUGUGGGUUAUUAUUCUACCGCUGGAGCAUCCAGGGACAAUGUUAAAAGUGUUAGUAAUACAAAUGUUAGUGCAACAGAGGUUUCACCUGUAUCCCUGGCGAAGAGCUUAGCCUCUCUGACUGAAGAGUGCUCAUUUUCUGUGGAAAGGAAAAAUCAAACAAAUGUUAGUGGAACAGAGGUUUCACCUGUAUCCCUGGCGAAGAGCUUAGCCUCUCUGACUGAAGAGUGCUCAUUUUCUGUGGAAAGGAAAAAUCAAACAAAUGUUAGUGGAACAGAGGUUUCACCUGUAUCCCUGGCAAAGAGCUUAGCCUCUCUCACUGAAGAGUGCUCAAUUUCUGUGGAAAGGAAAAACCAAACUCAGGUGGAACUCAAAAGGUUGAUUGAGAAGCGCAUAAAAAAGAGGGUGAAAGAGCAAUACUUGGAUGGGAAGUUUUAUGACCUUAUAGCAAAAGUGAUUGCAGAACCAAAAACCCUUGAAGAUGCAUAUAAUUCUAUAAAACUUAAUUCAAACAUUCAGUUAACAUCAAAUGAUAGCGGUAUCUGUUUUGCCUCCAUUGCGGAACAACUUGCAUCUGGGGUAUUUGAUGUGCAAGCUAACACAUAUAGGAUUUCACGAAGAACAGCAAAUCAAGAAUAUUUGGUGCUUCCCAAUCUAGAGUUGAAAAUUGUACUGGAGGCAAUUCGGAUGGUUGUGGAGGUUGUAUACAGGCGUCAUUUUCAUAAAAUUUCACAUGGUUACAGAAAUGGAAGGGGGCAAAAAUCAGCAAUGAGAUACAUAUGCAAAGAGAUCAGGGAUCCAGAUUGGUGUUUUAUGUUGUUCACAAAGAAAACAGUUGAUUCAUGUAUCUUGCAGAAAAUUAUUUCUUCAAUGAAAGAAAAGAUCAAUGAUGAUCUUCUCUUUUGUAUGCUCUGCUCGAUGUUUGAAGCUCAAGUUCUGAACCUUGAAUUUGGUGGUUAUCCAAAAGGCCAAGGGCUUCCUCAAGAAGGAGCACUCUCACCAUUAUUAAUGAACAUAUAUCUUGAUCUUUUUGACCAAGAAUUUUUUAAAAUGUGCCUGAAAUAUGAGUGCUUGGAUGUGAAUCCUAAUACCAUUCAAGUGAACCAGCACUCAAAGUUGCGAGAGUGGUUCAGGCGACAGCUGAGACAUGACAAGGUGGUUGCAGGAGAAGAAACUCUCCCAAGAAUCCAUGCGUGCAGGUACAUGGAUGAGAUUUUUGUUUGCAUUCAUGGUAGUAGAGAAAUUGCUUUUUGCAUAAAGGAUGAAAUUCUGAGCUAUCUUAAAGGAUCACUGCACUUGGAUGUGGAUGCAACAGAAGUAUUUUCAAAAUCUGACACGUGGAAGCUGCAAUUUCUUGGUUUAAUAGUUCAAAAUUGUACAAGUGAAGGUAGUUCGUUACACGCUGUGCACAAGCUAAAGGAUAAAGUCCACUUAUAUGCUUCACAGAAACAAGACCAGUGGGAUGAUUGGAUUUAUAGAAUUGGGAAAAAGUGGCUGGGUCAUUCUUUGAGACAAAUCAAAGAAAGCAAGGGUGUUCAAGAAAACAACAGCAGUAUGUUGAUGGGAAAAUUUUCUCAGUUCCGGAAGCCUGGGAUGAAAACUGACCAUUGGUUUAAAUACCUACUCAAGGUUUGGAUUCAAGACGUGUCUCCUAAAGCAGAAAUCAAUGAGGAAGAGGUGUUGUCAAAAUAUAUUGUUGAACCAGCAAUACCAGAAGAAUUGAUUAUUUCAUUUUACAAUUUUCAGCAGAAGGCCCAAGAGUAUAUCUCAUCAGAAACCUCUGCUAUUUGUUCACUAUUACCAACCACUGCAGAUACAAAAAAUUGCAGGUUAACUUCAUUUGCUCCAGUUGAUGUGAUAGCAAAGAGUCUUUUGCGUUAUGGAAUAGUCAACAAGGCAGGAUUUCCUCAAGGUGUCAGGGCCCUUGUCCUGCAAGAUGACCAUCAGAUAGUAACUUGGUUUGCAGGAUUAGUGAGGCGGUGGCAUAGAUGGUUUAAUGACAGCAGAAAUUUUGGAGACGUAAUGAACAUUGUAGGUGAUUGCAUCAGAAAAUCUUGUGUAAGAACUCUAGCAGUGAAGCACCGGAUAAUAGAGACGGAGAUUGAGAAAAGGUUUGAGACAGAACUCAGCAGUAUACCAUCAGCUCAGGAACUAGAGUCUGGAGACGUAAUCAUGUUGAAAGAAUUCCAGUUCGAGGAAGGUGAGGAGGCUGUUAUGUACGGAAGUGCAAAUAGUGGACUUUGUUUGCUCUCUCUUGCUACCGUUGGGACUAGGUCAAGUUCUUCUAUUUGUCACGUUGCAUGUUGUUCAGCCGUAGGAUCUGGUCUAUACACCCUGCAUGUCAAGGAACAGGGGAAACAUCCAGCAUGGAGGACUGGGUUUGCCACAGCAAUUCAUCCUGCCUUAAAUGGGAAGCGGAUAUCCUUGUGCAGGCAGCAUCUAAGGGAUCUGUAUCUGGGUUACAUCUCUCUUCAAACUGUUGACUUUGGAGCUUUGAGAAGAUGAGUUCUCUAUUAUUUCACCUUUUACUUGCUUCCUUUUUGUCAAUUCUUAUAGCAUGUGGUCUUAUUGACAAAGGAAUUUCUUGAAAGUUUGGAUACAUCUACUUGAACUCGGCCAAACCAUGUCAGAAUUAAAUGUGUGUUUUUCUCUCUUUUUCAUCUUGGCUUUUUUUUUUCCUUUUUCCAUUUUUUAACCUGUUUUUCUUAAUAAAACACAUUUUCUGUGACCAUGGGUCAUA